Molecule: messenger RNA, 2835 nt
Organism: Podarcis muralis (Common wall lizard)
Lineage: Eukaryota; Metazoa; Chordata; Lepidosauria; Squamata; Lacertidae
Gene: B3GAT3
Product: beta-1,3-glucuronyltransferase 3
Biological process (GO): chondroitin sulfate proteoglycan biosynthetic process; carbohydrate metabolic process
Cellular component (GO): Golgi membrane
Molecular function (GO): galactosylgalactosylxylosylprotein 3-beta-glucuronosyltransferase activity
Source: RefSeq, a predicted model, not a curated record
AGGGACCUCUGAAGGACGGUAAAAGCGGCUGGACCGGAAGUGCUGUGUUGGCCGGCGCGGGGGACUCCGUGGGGACCCCGGAUACGAUGAAGGGGGCUUUGAGCAGCUGAGGAUCCUAGUCCCCCUAACCCUUCUCCCUCCUUCGCCUCGGGUGGCAGUAACAGAAGCGUGGAGUGCGCCUGAUAGAGACGUGAAGGCACUCUGUAUGUGCUCAGAUGCCAUCUCCGCAACUCCAGAGGCAUUUACGUAGCUUGCAGGCUUGGCCAGAUGGUUUCCUGGUAAAGAUGGCAUGGUUAUGACAAGUCCAGUUGAGGUGCCCAGUGCACUGUCUAGUCUGGCUUUAUGGGAUCAGGUUCAGCUUUUGAGGCCUGAGGAUGUGGACAAAGUACAUUGAAUCAUUUGGCUAAACACAUGCCCUUUCGAUCCUUGUCUGUUGUGGUUUCCUUGAGCUGGCCAGAGAGGGCUGACCAGGUGAGUCCAGAGUGUGGCCCUGCCAUGAAGGUGAAAUUAAAAAACGUGUUUGUCAUCUAUUUCCUGGUGUCGGUGAUCGGCCUGAUGUAUGCACUGCUGCAACUGGGACAGCCCUGCGACUGCACCCAGCACCUGAAGUCAGCCAGCGACCUCAUCCACGCCAAGGAGAAAAAGCUGUCUCAGCUGCAGAAUGAGCUGAAGAGGCUCCAGGGGCGGGAAAAAGUCCCAGAGCCAGCAGAACAAGCCUUGCCGGUCAUUUAUGCCGUCACGCCCACCUACGCUAGGCUGGUCCAGAAGGCGGAGCUGGUGCGCCUGUCGCAGACCCUCCUGCACGUGAAGAACCUGCACUGGAUCGUGGUGGAGGACGCGCCGGCCAAGACGCAGCUGGUCUCGGAGCUGCUGGCUCAGAGCCACCUGCGCUUCACGCACCUGCACACCGAAACGCCCAAGGAGCACAAGCGCAAGGAGAGCGACCCCAACUGGCUGAAGCCCCGGGGGGUGGAGCAGCGGAACCUGGCGCUGCAGUGGCUGCGGGAGAACCACGAGCUGGGCAAGAAGGCGGUGGUGUACUUUGCGGACGACGACAACACCUACAGCUUGCGCCUCUUUGACGAAAUCCGCUCGACCAAGCGCGUCUCAGUGUGGCCCGUCGGCCUGGUGGGAGGCCUCCGCUUUGAGCGCCCCCUGGUGGAGAACAGCAAAGUGGUGGGUUUCUACACGGCCUGGAAGCCCAACCGGCCCUUCCCCAUGGACAUGGCCGGCUUUGCCGUGGCCCUCGAUCUGCUCCUGGCCAAUCGGGAAGCUCACUUUGACUUGCUGGCCGAGCGCGGCUACCUGGAGAGCAGCCUGCUGCAGUCACUGGUGUCAAUUGAGGAGCUGGAGCCCAAGGCUGACAACUGCACCAAGGUGCUCGUCUGGCACACCCGGACCGAGAAGCCCAAGAUGAAACAAGAGGAGUUGUUGCAAAAGCAGGGCCUGGGCUCCGACCCCAGCAUCGAGGUGUGACUGGGCCCCGUUUGGCCACUGAGACAGUGGCAGUGCCUCCGUGGGGCGUGGGAGGAGCUAGAAGGACUCGGCCAAACUCGAUUGGUCGCAGAUGCUGAAGUCUUUGACUGCCACUCCCCUGCCCAUCCAUGGACAUGUGCUGCCCCGGAACUCUUUUUAUUUAUUAAGGAUGAGCUCCCUGUUCUUGACCCCCAGCAUGGAAGGAACACUCUGUCUCCAGUGAGAAGAGACUUGAUUCACAACUGCUGCUAUCCCCCGCCCCCUCGCCUUCCUACUGCUGGGGAAAUGUCUUUUAUUUCGGUGCCCUCCCUCUUUAAAAACAUUUCUUCAUUGAAUGCUGCAGCUUCCUACUGGUGAAAAAGCUCCCUUUGCUUUCCCCUGCUGGCUGCUCUGACACCCCCCCCCCAAAAAAAAUUGCUUUGUUCCCUCCUCUCUGGCAACAUUUGUCUUGUAGUCUGACUAUAGUCUGACUGCUCUCUCCUGUAACAAGAGUGCUUGAAUGGCGUUGAUUGGUGUUGGGAAGGGGACCUAAGUGAAAUCCAAAAGUUCAUUCCUUUGGAAACGCCCCCCCCCCCAUUUUAGCCACCUUUAAUCUUCUACUUAAUAAAACCAGUUGCAUAAGGGAGCAAUCACAACACCACUGGAACAGUUCCUGAACCGCAUCCCCACCCACAGGAGCAAACAAAAACAAAAACAAAAACAGAGGAAAGAGGAUCCCCAAAUAUAAAGUCUCAAGAAUCCAAGUGACAAUGAAAUCAUGUCAGACGUAAUGGCUCUUUAAACGUGAAUAUGGAAGCAUUUACAGAUUACGUGUAUGGAAAUUACAAGAUUCACAUUUGUAUUGUGAAUUUGUAUUUUAUGCACAUAUAUCGGCCUGUCUAUGGGAAGGAAAAGGGUGCAAGGAGGUUAAGCCUCUAGUAGCCCUUACUGCAAUUCUUCAGAAGAAAAGUUGGGAAAAGCUGGAAGCAAGGAUAAAUAUUCCUGUGUCUCUCCUCCUGCUGAUGUGUUCUUCCCCCAAUCAUAGCAUUUUUCUUUGAAUCAGGGAUGGGGGAACCUAUGGCCUUUUGGACAUUGCUGGUCUCCAGCUCCCUUCAAUUCUGAUGCAGUUGGCCCUCUAGGACUGAUAGGGGCCGGAGUGCAACGACAACAGGAGGCCCCACAGGUCCCCUCCACACCACCCCUUCUUACUAGGAAGGACAGCAGCCCGUGCCAAGCCAGGGGCCUGAUCCUGGGGAGGGGCUGGUUCCUGUUCCCCAUGAGCUCUUGAGUGUUUCUGCGCUGUGUCCACCCCAGUUUGCAUGUGUUGGUGGCUGUUCCAGCAACUUGCAUGCUGACCGCUCAAUAAACAUGUUGACUUCC